AUGACACCCGAUAUCCAGCAGACUUCUCAAGAUGAUUCUUCCUCAGCUAAUGCUAAUGCAACUGCGCCUUCUGAGUCUGUGAAUCCCACUUCUUCCCAGUCUUCCACUUUAACUCAUCGACCUCGAACGAAAUCGGAUUUCGAUAAGCUAUUACUUGAACAAUACUUACAUCACACUUUAAUUCAUUCCGCUGCCAUUGUCGAUGACCAGGACAAACGGAAGGCCUAUUAUCUCCACAAACAUCACGAAGCGCAAGAUUACGAACUGGUCAAAAACCACAAAGAUGUCUUUACAGCAAGUCGAUUAUAUGGGACAGGUUACAAUGGAUAUGGGAAUGGAUUCACAGAUGGACCAACAAGAAUAUUAUAUUCGCAUGCGAAAUUCGCAAAGAGGAAAGCAAAGCCAUUGCGAAUUAAGCGCAAAGAUAUGGCCAUGCAGGCUGAUCAAGUAGAAGAGUUGGUUCCCAUAAGGUUGGAUGUGGAUUGGGACAAGGUCAAACUUCGAGAUACUUUUACUUGGAACUUGCAUGAUCGAACGGUUACCACAGAGCUGUUCGCGAAGCAACUUAUAGCGGACUUUGGUCUGAUUACUCCCGUAGCAGAACCAGUGCUACAGCAAGUUCAACAACAAAUGCAUGAUCAAAUCGUCGACUUCAACCCCUUGGUUUACUUUCCGGAAGACCCCCUGGAUGAAAUGUUACCAUAUACGGCAUACAAGAAUGAUGAGCUGCGCAUCCUCAUCAAGCUCAACAUCACUAUUGGACCACACACAUUAGAAGACAAAUUUGAAUGGGAUAUUAAUAAUCCUUUGAAUUCACCAGAAGAGUUUGCGCAAAGUAUGGCCAAAGAUUUGUCCCUGUCUGGGGAGUUCACUACAGCAAUCGCACAUUGUAUACGUGAACAAAGUCAAUUGUUCAUACGGAGUUUGUACGGUGUUGGGCAUCCAUUUGAUGGCAGGCCAGUAGAAGAUGCCGAUUUAGUUGCAGCAUUCUUACCUUCACCUCUACCCUCAGUAUUACGGCCACAUCAACAAAUCAAAGAAUUUGCGCCAUAUCUGUAUGAAGUGACGGAAGCAGAUUUAGAGAAGCACGAUUUAGUAUUUUCACGAGAACAACGAAGGCAGAAGAGAUCAGUGAAUAGGCGAGGAGGACCAGUUUUACCAGAUCUAAAGGACAGGCAAAGGACAGUGAGAACCUUGGUUGUUUCUUCUGUAUUACCUGGAGCAGCAGCAACGGUUGAAGAGAGUCGAUUAUACAAACGAGUAGGGGUACCAUCAGGAAGAGGAAGGCGUGCUGGUUUCGGUCGACAAGAUGGUGCAGACUUGUCAGAAUCGGACGAUAGUGAAGAUUCUAAUCCUGAAUCACCGGCUAUCCAAGUAACUCAAGGUACCGCAAGGACGAGAAAUAUGCGUGGAGCAGCUACAGCAGCUCAACAAAGAAUGGCCAACAUUGGAAGAUCAGAAACUCCAGAAUCCAUGCUAGCACACCAUCAUGAAACUAGGACGUCGGGGAGGAAAUCUGGCCGUGAUGCUCGCGAGGAUACUGUGGAUACUCCUUCACUCAUAGUGAAAUUGAAAAUUUCGAAAGAGAAAUUCAAGAAACUCGUCAAAGACAUGGGCAAAGGUCGUUCGAGUCAUCAACAAACUCCUUCUGUAACUCGCGCAACAUCAACCUUUGGUACUCCUGCUCCACCCGGAUCUAUGGGUCCACCUUCCACACCCGGAGUUCAACCAGCUCAACCAUUGGCAACAACACCAGCACCAGCUCCUACUCCACAACCAGUAAAUGCAGUGGCGGUAGGCCAGAUAGGUAGAAUUGAUGCGCCACCUCCUAUACCUGGUCAGGCUCCCCCAGCUCCCCCUCCACCCCCCUCCUGGCUAGCAACCGGCCUAACAGCCCUCCAUCAACAAUACCCCAACGAUCGUUUCGAAGGUAUGAUGCGCUACUCGGCUGUUUCCAUCGCAACCGAAACACCAGUUCCAGCUCCAGCUCCAGGCACAAAUCCUGAAGGUAUCAAAUGGAUGUAUCUUCCCAGAAUUAGAUGUCAUGAUUGUCCAGGAAAGCUGUAUACCCCAGGUCCAGAUACAACGGUAGGGAAUUUUGAAGUGCAUCUAAAGAAUAAGGGACAUAGGGAAAAAGUAAACUUGAGAGUUGGGGCACAAGUCACGGGUUAA
This is a messenger RNA of Botrytis byssoidea, 2172 nucleotides long. RefSeq lists its product as uncharacterized. The record is from RefSeq and is a predicted model, not a curated record. The transcript is spliced from 2 exons. Lineage: Eukaryota; Fungi; Ascomycota; Leotiomycetes; Helotiales; Sclerotiniaceae. Gene Ontology annotation, molecular function: transcription coregulator activity. Gene Ontology annotation, cellular component: SWI/SNF complex; nuclear chromosome; nucleus. Gene Ontology annotation, biological process: regulation of transcription by RNA polymerase II; chromatin remodeling. The coding region runs from base 1 to 2172 and encodes 723 amino acids.